AAAAAGCACGAAGAAGAAGGUGCAUCCGGAAGUCAGAGAAGCGGCAAAUUGGAAAGCGUACAUGUAGUAAACAAACCUGUCACAUUAGCACGGAACAUUAACCAAAAUGCCGGCCAAGUUGACGAAACUAAAGCGAAUCAUAAGAGGGAAGGCGAUGGGGGACGUAAAAAUCCCAGCGGCGUCAGAGGCGAUGAUUGAACUGGCGGUUCUGCUGUUCCUGAACAGUCUGGCUGAAGAGGCGAGGGUUAAAGCGUUUGAGGAGAAAUCUGCAACAAUCAGAGCUCAGCAUGUUAACGCAGUCACCAAGAAAAUGUUGAAAAGGGCAAGAGGAUGAAGAGGACGAGGAUUACUGUGAUGAGCAUGAUCUCAUUUGUUAAAAUUAGUUUUAUCCUCCUCUACAAAUUCAUCAUUUUACUGUUUUCUGAUGAAUGUGUUUUGAUUUGUGUCCCGGCUCUCACCCCGAAUCUCUCCAAACGACAAACUUGGUUAUGUUUUCUCAGUAAUCCAGAGCUUUGCUCGACGGGCGAUCCCAAACUAAUUGCAGAGGGUCUGAACUCCUUUCUGCGCUGAAACAGGCCCGUGUUUUUUAGGCGCUCCUUCCCACAGCCCUGGCGCCCCGACAUCCGCACGGCCCUCGUCUCGCUCUCCGCUCAUCCGUCAUGCUUUCUGUCUUCAGCUGCACGCUUCACGGCCCCCUUCGAAUUCCUCGCUUCGUCACGGCACACGGAAUAUCUGCGCCCUCAGAUGAUAUCCUGCUAAUUCCUUAUCACCACGAAGUUAAGACAAGAAGGUCGGAGUCGGAGACGGAUCUGUUCAGCGUUUGUUUUAUGACAGAAAAAAAAUUAUUAUUAUUUUUCAUUUGGGGGAUAAUCUGUGUAAAUGUAGCAGAAAGCAUGAAGUUCUGUUGAAGUUAUUGUAUCUAUGAGAAGCAUGUUUUUUUUUGUAUGUUUCUGUACAUCUUGUAAAGUAAUACCGCUCUAACUUGCAUGUCGUCACGUUACGUCUACGGUCUGUGGUUUCAUGUGAUGGAGCAACACAGCCUAGUGUGUUAUUGUUAAGUCGUAGUGUAUGAGUGGGUUUCUUUUUGGUUUUGAAUAAAAAUCUAAAAAAGUGUCA
Fundulus heteroclitus (mummichog) is the source of this 1116-nucleotide messenger RNA. It is a transcript of the gene cenpw, whose product is annotated as centromere protein W. Bases 107 to 334 code for a protein of 75 amino acids. The transcript has 3 exons. Gene Ontology annotation, molecular function: DNA binding; protein heterodimerization activity. Gene Ontology annotation, biological process: mitotic cell cycle; chromosome segregation; kinetochore assembly. Gene Ontology annotation, cellular component: nucleoplasm; kinetochore. NCBI's taxonomy places the organism in Eukaryota, Metazoa, Chordata, Actinopteri, Cyprinodontiformes, Fundulidae. The record is from RefSeq and is a predicted model, not a curated record.